This is a messenger RNA of Mercenaria mercenaria, 414 nucleotides long. RefSeq lists its product as uncharacterized. The coding region runs from base 3 to 374 and encodes 123 amino acids. The record is from RefSeq and is a predicted model, not a curated record. The transcript has 2 exons. NCBI's taxonomy places the organism in Eukaryota, Metazoa, Mollusca, Bivalvia, Venerida, Veneridae.
UAAUGUUUGUACUUGUCAGUGUAGCGGUAUGUCUGUUUGUAGUUAUAGCACUUGUUUGGACUAUGCCCGAUUUGCAAUCAAAUGUCAGAAAUGAUCAAAUAUGUCUUCCUAGUGAGUUUGGAACUCUAAAAUGUGGUUCAACGGCUGGUUUAUUACACGAGUAUCUAGAAAAAACAAUUGCAAAGAAAUACGACGAAAUUAAACAGGAAGAUGACAAGCGACAACAAGAGUACCUUGAUAAGAACAGAGUCCGAUUAAUAAGUAUCUACGACAAGGCAUUCUGGGAAAGGAAACCCGCCGCAAAACUCACUGGAAAAGAACAACCUGCCUUAAGAAAAAGUAUAACACAAUGUAUCUUAUUAGAUGUUAGAUAAAAAUGUUAAGAAAAUAAUAGACAAAAUCGUCAAUAGAUAC